UUAACGAGCAAGGGGAGGGGUUUGCAGAUACUGUCUACUAGGAAGAGUUAGGGACUGAUGGCAAAUUUCAAUCUUUCAUUUUACCAUCCGCUCUGAGUUAUGGGAUGGGAUUUACUGUCAUUAUGUAACUUUAAGACUUCGAAAAAUAUUUUUUAAUAGUCACACUUAUUACGUGUUAUUGUGCUUGGCAGUUUUAAAAGCCGCACUCAACCUACGCGUUACUCAACGCACAGUACGACUGUAAAUUGCUGUGGAGCAACGCUCCGUAUUUACUAGAUUACACUCUACGUUCUGUACAUCCAUCGACCUCAUACGUGACAUAGCUGCGCGCGAGGGUUAGAAAGGACAAAGACGUCUCCUACUGGUCCUUACAGCCCAAGUGGCCAUACACUUUGGAAAUAAGCACUUCCGUUUCUCCAUAGCAACACCGUUAUGCGCGCUUUCUCGCGUUUCCAUAGUGACUGAGAAUGGGUCAGCAGUGAUAUGAAAGUUUGGUUGCAGGAAACUACCACUGAUGGAGAUCUGACCCUAAGGGAGUCUUGUUUGUGCGAAGGAAUAAGAUGUCUACGCUAUACAAUUGCAGUCAAAUUUCAGUUAAACUGCUCUCUAACUCCAUUUAUUCUUCUGAAGUCCAAAUCACAUGCAGUUCUGCUGUAUCAAGAUUUAUCCAUUUUUCCUUUUACUGGAGGAGCUGUCCAAUGGGCAUCAGGCGUCCGUUGGAUCUCAUGGACUGAACCAUGCUAUUUAGCCUACCAAAAGUCCCAAAACGAAAGGUCCAGGUAAAUCAAGCAGCAAAGGCAAGAAGUCAAAAAAGUCAAAGAAGACUAAAGCACCAAAACCAGAGGUGGAUAUACUCAGUCCAGCUGCCAUGCUCAACGCUUACUAUA
Xenopus laevis (African clawed frog) is the source of this 887-nucleotide messenger RNA. RefSeq names its product small lysine-rich protein 1-like. The record is from RefSeq and is a predicted model, not a curated record. NCBI's taxonomy places the organism in Eukaryota, Metazoa, Chordata, Amphibia, Anura, Pipidae. Bases 484 to 783 code for a protein of 99 amino acids. The transcript is spliced from 4 exons.